Molecule: messenger RNA, 966 nt
Organism: Closterium sp. Naga37s-1
Lineage: Eukaryota; Viridiplantae; Streptophyta; Zygnematophyceae; Desmidiales; Closteriaceae
Source: the annotation of a GenBank genome assembly
AUGACUGCUCCCAUCGCCAGCAUGAUGGCCGGUGAGAGAGGGAUGCGUGGAUGCAUGGUGGCAGUGGAGGCAAUCAACAGCGACCCCUUUAUCCUCCCACAUCACCAUCUGUGCCUUGCCACGGCCAGCUACUCCAUGACUGCUCCCAUCGCCAGCAUGAUGGCCGGUGAGAGAGGGAUGCGUGGAUGCAUGGUGGCAGUGGAGGCAAUCAACAGCGACCCCUUUAUCCUCCCACAUCACCAUCUGUGCCUUGCCACGGCCAGCUACUCCAUGACUGCUCCCAUCGCCAGCAUGAUGGCCGCCUACAGCCUGGUGAGGCAGCGGCCAGUGGCAGUGAUAGGGCCACACACAUCAGAACAGGCAGCACUCGUAAGCCCCUUCGCCACGGCCACUCAAGUGCCCUUCGUGUCUGCCUCGGCCACCGACGCACAGCUCACAGUGGGCGGCACCAGGCCCUUCUUCAUGCGCACCGUGCAGGACGACGGCCACCAGAUGCGCGCCAUUGCUGACAUUCUGGCAAUAUACCAGUGGAGGGCAUUUAUUGCCAUUCACAGCGACGACCGCUAUGGAGGCAAUGGCAUCACCGCACUGGAAGCAUGUGUGCUCAGCCUGAACCAAGGCAUCAGCAUGGCUCAUCGCGUGGCCAUCACUCCAGGGAGCACAGCAGCAGAGGUGGAGCAGCAUCUGCAGCUUCUACUAGAGGUGGACACGGCUGUGUAUGUGCUGCACGCGUCCGCUGCUGUUGCCACGAGCGUCAUCCUGGCAGCGAACAGGUUGGGUCUGUUCUCUGCCAACAACGUGUGGAUUGCAACAGAAGGGAGUGCACUGCUCACUGGCUCUGCCCUGCACUACGCUCAGGGCAUGAUAGUGACGGCUACUGACAUCCCCACCUCCGCUCCUCUGACUACCUUCGUCUCAAAGUGGCUCAAACUUGACCCUGUGCGCUUCCCCAACGUCAGCCGCCAG